AUGCUUCCUUCAACGGGUUAUUUUAAUGGUCUCAAUUGUCCUUUUUAUGACAGUGGUCUUUGCGAGCGUCCUUAUUGUCAUUUUCGUCAUGUUAGGAAGGAGCCCCAAAACAACGAUGGUAUUGAAAGCGGAACAAUUUUACAAAAGUUGGUAUCCGCAGCAGUUCAAAAGGUGCUACAGCAAACAGAAGCGUCAGGAGCGUCGUCACCUGUGCAAACUUCCGAAGCUGAUGAAGUAUCAAAGUCUAACAAUAUGUUGUCAAUAUCAAAAGCAAUAUACAAUCCAACGCCUAUAUCAGAACUCAAUAAAAUUAACAAUGUUGAUUCAGAAAACAAUGAAGACCUAAAUGAACAGAGAAGGAGGCAUAUUCCAGUACCUUACACUCCUAGAAAGCCUACUAGUUUAGCAAUUAAGAGACCAGUUGAAGUUAAUGGUUCUUUCAAACCUUUUGUGUUUAUACCUCCACCUAUAAAAUAUACUCCAGGAUGUACAGAGAAUGCACAACUUGAUCCAUACACACCUAAAGGCUCUGUGGAAUCAAAGGAAAAAUAUUUACCUGGAAAAGAGACGGAACUCCAAGAGUACAAGCCUAAAGAGACACAGUCUUCUACAAAACGGAAUUAUGUCCCUUCAGACAAAACGGCUAAUAAAAAAAAGAUAUUGGAGUAUAAACCUAUUAAGGUCACUGCAAACACUGAAACUACAAAAGUCACAUAUCAACCAACACCACGAUCAUUGGCACCAUGUUUUUCUAGUGACGAAGAUGAUCAAGAGCCUGACCAUAAAAAAAGAAAAUUGUCAUAUGAUUUAAAUGGAUUAGAUGAUUUAGGACCUGAGUUUGAUAUAUUGGAUCAGAUAUUGGAUGAAGAGAAAACUGAUGGGGAUAGUAACCUAAAAGUCAUGAGAGUUAACCAAUCAGCGGAACUUAAAAAUAAUAAAGAGAUUGAUAAAACUGAAUCUAAAGAUACUAAGAAGAACAGCAAAGCAAUUGAUACAAGGAAAAAUGAAGCAAAAGAAAGUAAACAACCAGAUGGAAGUAAAUCAAAAAAUGUAGAAAAAUCAAAAACACAUGAUAAACACUCAAAGCAUAAAACAUCAAGUAAGGAUUCUAAAAAAAGUUCAACCCACAAAAGUUUGAAUAAUGAUAAAGAUAAGAAUAAUAAAACUGAGACAAAGAAACAUUCACAUUCAAAGAGUUCAAAACAUAAAAGUAGCUCAUCUAAAAGUUCAGAAAAGCAUUCUAAGUGUGUAAAAGAAGAUUCCAAAAAAAAGGAUGAUUCUCAUAAACAACAAAAAAGUCAUAAAAGCUCAAAGCACUCCAAAGAAAAGCAUAAAGAAUUAAAUAAAGAUAUUUUGGAUAAUAGUCCAGAGUUACAAGUAGAUGAUGAUGAACCAUUAGAAAUGUCAGAUCCAGAUGAAGAAAGCAUUGCUUUAGAAUGUAAAAAAAUUUUUGAGGAAUAUGUCCCUGCAGAAAAGCCUAAAUGUAUUAAAGAAACUGUCUCGAUACAAGAAGACAAUGAGGAAACUGAUGAAUAUGUGCCUGCUAAAAAAAGGGUAUCAAGAACAGUUGAUAAAAAUAUAAAAGUGACACCAAGACCACAAGUCAAACCGAACUUUAAGGUAAAUGCAGCCCAGGCAAUGGCUGACAGGUUAACAAAAAUUAGAGAAUUUCAUGCUUCAAAAAUUCAGCUCAAAUCUCCCGAAAUACCACAUAAGCCUCCAGACGUUCCAAAAAAUAAUAUUUUUGCUACUCCGCCCAGUGGCAACACAAAGAUUCGAAUUGCUCAUGUGCCUUAUGCCUCAACAUUAGUUAAUGCAAAGAAAAUCAUUUCACAUAAUGUUGACAAUAGUAAAAGUAUUCCUUCCACUAGUUGUACAGCAAUACAAACUGUUAAAAAAGGUACCCAAAGAGUGGCCCACAUGCCCAAUGAAAAGUUCAUUGAUAGGCCUGGUGUGUUAGAGCCUCUGGCUUCAAAAAUCCCUGCAAAUAUAAGAUCCGUUUAUUUAAAUAUGAUGAUAGAUGAAUGCCUUAAAAUUUAUUUGCUAGCACCAGAUGCUUAUGCUAGAGCCCAACAUGAAGAAUUAACAACAAGUAAAAAAUGUUCUACCAUUCAAAUUUACAAAAAUUCUGCUGUACUUACUGUAAGUAGGCUAAGAAAAGAAUUACAAGAAUGCAAUGGUGUUAAAAAAUCUGGCUCUGAUUGUACAGCACUUCAAAGAAUACCACAAAGCAUAUCUGGUACAACAAGUAGCGCUGGUUCGUGGAGCAUAGAAAAUAAGCACAGAAAGAAUGUAGAUGACACUUUGUACUUCAGUGGUCCAAAAUUGUAUAAUAAUAUAAAAAAAUGGAUUUUGACAGAAGAGCAGUUGCAAGAUAAUGGCUUUCCUAGACCUCAUAGUAGUGGAGAAAAGGGUAGAGCAAUAAUUUAUGGUCAAAAGAAACAAAAUCCACCAAAGGGUUAUAUAAGGACUUGUUGUAGAUGUAAAAAAGACUAUACUGUUGACAAGAAAGGUUUUCCUGCUGUCAAAGAAGAGUGUAUUUACCACCCUAACAAUAAAUACAGAGUCCGUGGUGAGGCUCGGUAUCAAUGUUGUAGUCAAGAUGGUACAUCGGAUGGUUGCUGUAUAGCUUCCUGUCAUGUGUAUGAGUAUGUAGAUUAUGAAAAUUUAAAGGGUUAUGUCCAAACUUUACCACCUGAAAAAGAUAUGGAUGAUUAUGGUGUAUAUUCAUUAGAUUGUGAAAUGUGUUAUACAACACAUGGCUUAGACUUAACUAGGGUUACUGUAAUAAAUUCAGAUUGUAAAGUAGUUUACGAAACUCUUGUAAAACCUUUUCAUCCUAUUAUGGAUUAUAAUACUAGAUACUCUGGAAUUACUGAGGAACAAAUGACUGGUGUGAAAACUACUUUACUUGAAGUUCAAGCUACCCUUCUUACCAUGUUUAAUAGUAAAUCUAUAUUGAUUGGUCAUAGUUUGGAAUCUGAUUUCAAAGCUCUUAAACUCAUUCAUGACACAGUUAUAGACACUAGUGUCUUAUUUCCCCAUAAAAUGGGUCCCCCUUAUAAAAGGGCGCUAAAGAAUUUAUCUUCUGAACACUUAAAAAAGAUUAUACAGAAUUCAGUUGAUGGGCAUGAUAGUGCUGAAGAUGCAACUGUAUGCAUGGAACUGCUGCGUUAUAAAUUAAAAGAAGACUUGAAAACAAGGUGA
Messenger RNA from Parnassius mnemosyne (clouded apollo), 3207 nucleotides. NCBI's taxonomy places the organism in Eukaryota, Metazoa, Arthropoda, Insecta, Lepidoptera, Papilionidae. The record is from the annotation of a GenBank genome assembly.